Messenger RNA from Gavia stellata (red-throated loon), 717 nucleotides. Its product is annotated as chemokine-like factor. Lineage: Eukaryota; Metazoa; Chordata; Aves; Gaviiformes; Gaviidae. The record is from RefSeq and is a predicted model, not a curated record. Gene Ontology annotation, cellular component: membrane. The transcript has 4 exons. The coding region runs from base 1 to 429 and encodes 142 amino acids.
AUGGCGGCGGUGGCCCUGGACACCAGCUUCCCCCGCUCCCCGCGGGGCGCCGUGAAGAUCGCCCGCGCGCUGGUGGCGCUUGUGGCGUUCCUCUGCUUCGUGGCCUCCCGCGCCCACGGGGCCUACACCGCGCUGGCCGUCAUGGAGGUGGUCAUCACGGCGCUGUUUUUUCUGCUGUACUUGCUAAAGCUCGAUAGAAAGCUGAGCUGGCUCUUCUGGCCGUUGGCUGAUAUUUUCAACUCGGCGAUUGCGGCGUUGUUCCUCCUCAUUGUGUGCCUGUUUGCGAUAAUAAUCAAGACCAACAAUGGGACACUGGCUGGAGGAGUGUUUGGUCUUGUAUUGCUUGUUCUCUGUGUUGUCGACGCGGUUCUUCUCUUCCAGAAGAUUAGCCUUGAUGGACCGAGAAGAGGGACUACACCUGCGAAAUGAGACUAGCAUUUUAGUAAAAGAACGAUGUCUCCAUUGAUGACUGCUUUACUGUUCUCUUCUAAAGAACUUGUGUUUUCAUGUGUUCACCUUUGAAUUUCCCGUUCAUUUAUGUGCAUUUUUGCAAGUAUUGUUCCUAAGUUUUCUUACAUUUACAAAUGUAGUUUCAGUGUCGCAAUUUCACCAGUAUAAGCGUCACAGAAAAUGGUCUUGUUUUUCUAAACUUAAUUAUGUUUUCACCUGUGUGAAAAUUGAUUUCAUAAUUGCCUUCUUUCUGUAAUAAAAAGAAAA